AUGUCGGCCUCCAAUGCUCCAUGCGCCACUUAUGCUUGCUUACCAUGCAGGACUCUGAAGCGGAAAUGCACGCGUGAGCUGCCGGUUUGCUCCUUGUGCCUACGUUUAAAUAAAAUAUGUGACUAUGCCGCGACGAACAAUCAAGCAUCGAAUAUCGAGCCGGUGCAAGCAGACACUUCAAGUGCAGGCCAAGCCGACUUAGGCUCGGCGCAGCCAAUUUCUACCAUCCCACGAUUGAUCCAACUGCCGACAAGGUACUUUUUGGACUCGGAUUCUCAUCAGGCAGCAGGGUAUUCUAGCGCGCCGAGAUGCACCGUACCUCCAUCCAUGAUAGACUGUCUGGUUUACGUCGAGGAUUACCAAUCGAUUUGUGAUGCCUACUUUUCUUCAAUACAGGCUUGGUUCCCAUUCCUCAGCGAGAAACGAAUGGCGGCACGGCUGCAGAACAGCGGCCCAGAAGGAGACCUGAGACUAACCCUGUUGCUGCUGUCCAUGAAGCUUGUGGCGACGACUCCUCUGGAUCAAGACGAGGCCUUGUGCUCGUCGAUUUACCAAAAAGCCGUCGAACUGUCUGGGACCCUGGAGAGAUUUGGAAUGAUAUGCCUUGAGCUGCUACAGUCCACUAUUCUCAUCUCCAUAUAUGAAGCAGGCCAUGGGAUAUACCCGCCAGCAUUCACGAGUAUCGGUCGUGCUGCCAGGUUAGGCCUGAUACUGGGUUUCCACGAUAGGAAAAACGCCCCCCAGUUUUUCAAGUCACCCAACACCUGGACGCUGCGAGAGGAGGAGCGCCGCGCAUGGUGGGCGGUAGUCAUCUUGGAUCGAUAUGUCAACUUGGGUAUUCAGAACAUCCCGCUCGCCGCACCAAACCCAAACAACGGCGACCUCCUACCAUGCACCGAAGAUCGAUGGAAGCACGGUCAGAUUGGAAUCAACGAGCCUUUACUCGUCGCAUCCCUCUCCGAAGAAUCAAACAUUGGGUUAUACGCCAAUAUCUGCCAAGCAGCCCACACCACAGGCCGACUGCUCGAGCACCGGAACCGAACCAAGGCGGGAGCAGACCACCGGUCCCAACUGAUGGAGGGCCAACAACUACAUCACAUUAUCACCGAUCUAACUACACACACAUAUCGAGAGUUUACACGGAGCGACACAAACAUCAGUGAAAGCCGUCUUACAGCCAUCGCAUUAUGUGGCUCCGCCCGCCUUAUAUUAGCUAACAUGUAUGGCUGCAAUGAAUACUACCCUACGGACAACGGACCGCGUCUUCCAGAGGAGACUGCAAUGCAAGAGGCCUCGCUCAACAGCAUCGAGGAAAUGAUUAACUGUAGCUGCGUCUUAGGAGAGUACAUAUCAUCGCUUGAUGAUAGAGAAAUAGCUUCCACGAGCCCGCUUGUCUGCCAUUUCCUAUACCUAGCCGCAUCACAAUGCGCGUGGGUUGUGCGAGAGUUUCAGGAUCCUGAACAAAAGACCCGACUGGGUGUUAUCCUGCAGGGUUUGAUGGCACUGCAACCACGUUGGAAAGUUGUGGAUGACUACCUCAAGCUGCUCCAGGAGGAAGAGAUGUCCUGA
Molecule: messenger RNA, 1569 nt
Organism: Aspergillus steynii IBT 23096
Lineage: Eukaryota; Fungi; Ascomycota; Eurotiomycetes; Eurotiales; Aspergillaceae
Product: Zn(II)2Cys6 transcription factor
Exons: 5
Coding region: 1-1569 (522 amino acids)
Biological process (GO): regulation of DNA-templated transcription; DNA-templated transcription
Cellular component (GO): nucleus
Molecular function (GO): DNA-binding transcription factor activity, RNA polymerase II-specific; zinc ion binding; DNA binding
Source: RefSeq, a predicted model, not a curated record